Metarhizium album ARSEF 1941 is the source of this 7299-nucleotide messenger RNA. RefSeq names its product TOR kinase. The record is from RefSeq and is a predicted model, not a curated record. Lineage: Eukaryota; Fungi; Ascomycota; Sordariomycetes; Hypocreales; Clavicipitaceae. The transcript has 4 exons. Gene Ontology annotation, biological process: TOR signaling; protein phosphorylation; negative regulation of macroautophagy. Bases 1 to 7299 code for a protein of 2432 amino acids. Gene Ontology annotation, molecular function: protein serine/threonine kinase activity; protein binding; protein-containing complex binding. Gene Ontology annotation, cellular component: TORC2 complex; nucleus; TORC1 complex.
AUGGCGCAACAACAGCAGGUCGCUCUGGAGCGACUUGAGCAGGCCACCAAGGGCCUUCGAUCUCGCAACGGAGACGAUGUGCGCAAACGAGCUGCCAUCCAGCUCCGUGACCUUGUGGUCGUUUGCCAUCGAGACCUUAGCCAAGAGCAGUUUCUCGCCUUCUACAACGCUGUCAAUAAUAAAAUAACUCAACUUAUCACUCAUGGCAGUGACUCUGCCGAGCGACUGGGCGGAAUCUAUGCACUUGAUGCUCUGGUCGAAUUUGACGGUGUCGAUGUUGCGGCCAAAUACACUCGAUUCACACAGAACAUCAAAACAAUUUUGCGAGGCAAAGAUAUAAAUCCGAUGAAACCGGCAGCUAUUGCCUUGGGAAAAUUAUGCCGACCCGGAGGCUCUCUCAUUUCUGAGUUAGUCGAUUCUGAAGUAAAUACCGCGUUGGAGUGGCUCCAAAACGACCGUGUGGAAGAACGUCGAUAUAGCGCUGUCCUCGUUCUCCGGGAGUUGGCCAGGAAUGCGCCAACGCUAAUGUACCAAUACAUCCCAACCAUAUUUGACUGGAUUUGGGUCGGAUUAAGAGAUCCUAGACAGCUUAUCCGAGAGACUUCAGCAGAUACAGUUGGUGCCUGUUUCCGCAUCAUCCGCGAACGAGACCAAGAGAUGAAACAGAUUUGGAUGAGCAAGAUUUACAACGAGGCUAGGCAGGGUCUUAAGGUUAACACUGUCGAGUCCAUUCAUGCCUCCCUUUUAGUUCUUAAAGAGCUUCUCGAGCAAGGAGGCAUGUACAUGCAGGAGCAUUACCAUGAGGCCUGCGAAAUCGUAUUCAAACAUAAGGACCACAGAGACCCAACCACCCGAAGAACAGUCGUGUCACUCAUUCCUGACCUGGCUAGUUACUCGCCGGCGGAUUUUGCGCACACAUGGCUGCACAAGUUUAUGGUCUAUCUGUCCGGAAUGCUCAAAAGAGACAAGGAACGAAAUGACGCCUUCUUAGCUAUUGGAAAUAUCGCCAACUCUGUCAAGAGUGCUAUUGCUCCUUACCUUGAUGGCGUCCUGAUUUACGUCAGAGAAGGCCUCAGCGUCCAGUCGCGUAAGAGAGGCUCUGUCGAUCCUGUCUUUGACUGCAUCAGUCGAUUGGCGGUUGCUGUUGGACAAACCUUGAGCAAAUACAUGGAGGCACUUCUGGACCCCAUUUUUGCUUGCGAUUUGACCCCAAAGCUCACCCAAGCACUAGUGGACAUGGCGUUCUAUAUCCCUCCGGUUAAGCCUACUAUCCAAGAGAGGCUUUUAGAUAUGCUGAGCGUCGUUCUCUGUGGCGAGCCCUUCAAGCCGCUCGGUGCGCCUCAGCCCAACACUCUGAGCUCGGUUCCUGCCAUUACCAAGGACGUCAAGGACCCCCAGGCAUACGAGAAUCGACGGUCAGAAGUCAAGUUGGCGCUUAACACGCUGGGCAGCUUUGAUUUUUCUGGACACGUAUUGAACGAAUUUGUUCGCGACGUUGCCAUCAAGUACGUGGAAGACGAAGACCCUGAGAUCCGAGAAGCUGCAGCUUUGACGUGCUGUCAGCUGUACGUACGGGAUCCGAUUGUCAACCAAACCAGUUAUCAUGCCUUACAGGUUGUCGGCGACGUAAUUGAGAAGCUACUGACCGUGGGAAUAUCGGAUCCUGAGCAUCACAUCAGACAAACAGUUCUGGCUGCCCUCGAUGAGCGAUUUGACCGCCAUCUUGCAAAAGCUGAAAACAUCAGAAUUCUGUUCUUUGCCCUAAAUGACGAAGUGUUUGCCAUUCGCGAGGUUGCUAUCUCGAUUAUCGGUCGGUUGGCACGAUUCAAUCCUGCAUAUGUCAUUCCCUCCCUGCGCAAGACUCUGAUUCAAAUGCUUACGGAGCUCGAGUUCUCGGACGUGGCGCGGAACAAGGAAGAAAGCGCCAAGCUACUGAGUCUCCUGGUGCAGAAUGCUCAGUCACUUAUUAAGCCUUAUGUUGAGCCCAUGAUAUCUGUACUUUUACCGAAAGCUAAGGACUCUAGUCCGUCAGUUGCGGCUACCAUCCUCAAAGCACUUGGAGACCUCGCGACGGUUGGCGGCGAAGAUAUGCUGCCGUACAAAGAUCGCCUGAUGCCAUUGAUCAUUGAUGCGCUUCAAGACCAGAGUUCAAAUAUUAAGCGGGAGGCCGCUCUCAACGCGCUGGGCCAGCUGGCUAGUAACUCUGGCUACGUCAUCGAGCCGUAUCUAGAAUACCCCCAGCUCUUGGAAAUUCUGCAAGGCAUCAUUCGGACAGAGGAUCAAAGAGGCCCUCUUCGGCAACAAACCAUUAAGCUCAUGGGCAUUCUGGGUGCUCUGGACCCGUAUAAACACCAGCAGGUGGAAGAACGUACGCCUGAAACCCAGCGACGAGUCGACUCGAACCAGAUGACAGACAUUUCGUUGAUGAUGACUGGGUUGACACCCUCUAACAAAGAAUAUUUCCCCACCGUGGUCAUCAAUGCACUCCUGCAAAUUCUCAAAGAUACCUCCUUGGCACAGCACCACGCGGCCGUCAUUGAGGCCAUCAUGAACAUUUUUCGCACUUUGGGGUUAGAGUGUGUUUCGUUCCUCGAUAGGAUCAUCCCGGCAUUUUUGCAAGUGAUUCGAUCAUCGGCGUCCAAUCGAUUAGAGUCUUAUUUCAAUCAGCUAGCGACUUUGGUCAGCAUUGUUCGCCAGCAUAUUAGGAACUAUCUCCCGGACAUCAUACAGAUACUCCAAGACUACUGGGACAAAUCACCAUCACUGCAGACGACAAUCCUGUCCCUCGUAGAAGCAAUCUCGCGUUCGUUGGAAGGAGAAUUUAAAGUUUAUCUAGCUGGUAUUCUGCCCAACAUGCUCGGAGUGCUCGACAAGGAUUCAUCUGCUAAGAGAGUACCUUCUGAGCGAGUCCUGCAUGCCUUCCUUGUUUUUGGUGCCAGUGCUGAAGAGUACAUGCACCUGAUAAUCCCGGUUAUUGUCCGGACAUUUGAAAAACAAGGGCAACCUGUAUUCAUACGGAAGCACGCUAUUGAUACUAUUGGCAAGAUAUCACGGCAAGUCAAUCUGAACGACUAUGCGGCGAAGAUCAUUCAUCCGCUCACCCGAGUGCUUGAAAGCGGCGACCCUGCUCUACGGGUGACGGCACUUGAUACACUCUGCGCUUUGAUACAGCAACUUGGAAAAGACUAUGUGCAUUUUAUGCGCACGGUCAAUAAAGUCAUCACUCAGCACCAGAUACAGCAUCAAAACUAUGAACUUCUUGUGAGCAAGCUUCAAAAGGGGGAAGUGUUGCCACAAGAUUUGACAUCCGAGUCACGAUAUGCUGAUAUUGCAGAUGAAACACAAUUCGCGGAUCUGGGAACUAAGAAACUGGAGAUGAACGCAAUCCAUCUGAAGGCGGCUUGGGACACAAGAGGGAAAUCCACAAAGGAGGAUUGGCAAGAGUGGCUCAGGCGGUUCAGCACGACCUUACUGACAGAGUCGCCAAAUCAUGCACUUCGUGCCUGCGCAAGCUUAGCUAGCGUUUAUUUGCCAUUGGCCCGUGAGCUCUUCAACUCAGCAUUCGUGUCUUGCUGGAGUGAGCUGUACGAACAGUUUCAAGAUGAGCUGAUACAGAACAUCGAGAGUGCCAUCAAGUCCGAGAAUGUUCCACCUGACCUGUUGGGAUUGCUUUUGAACCUUGCUGAGUUUAUGGAACACGACGACAAGGCGCUUCCGAUUGAUAUCAGGGUUCUCGGACGAGAAGCCGGCAGAUGUCAUGCAUACGCCAAGGCACUUCACUACAAAGAACUGGAGUUCCUGCAAGAUCAAAGUAGCGGCGCUGUUGAGGCGCUUAUUGUCAUCAACAACCAGCUUCAGCAGUCUGAUGCCGCCAUCGGUAUUUUACGGAAAGCUCAGCUGUAUAAGGAAGGCAUACAGCUUCGUGAAACCUGGUUCGAAAAGCUUGAGAGAUGGGAAGAGGCUCUAGCCUUUUACAACAAACGUGAACGAGAGAUCCCUGCCGACCAAGCCACCCCAAUUGAAAUCGUCAUGGGCAAAAUGAGAUGUCUGCAUGCCCUCGGGGAAUGGGAUGCGCUUGCCAGCCUCACCGGCAGCACCUGGGUUAACUCGGCUCCUGAGGUGCAGCGGAUGAUUGCGCCGCUCGCCACCGCCGCUGCAUGGGGGCAAAAUAAAUGGGAUCACAUGGACAACUAUCUGUCGUCUCUUAAACGGCACUCGCCAGACAGGUCCUUCUUUGGUGCCAUUCUUGCACUCCACAGAAACCAGUUUCGUGAGGCUGUUGCGUGUAUCGAGCAGGCUCGAGAGGGUCUGGACACGGAGUUGAGUGCCCUUGUCAGCGAGUCUUACAACCGAGCAUAUCAGGUUGUCGUCCGAGUCCAGAUGCUUGCGGAGUUGGAAGAGCUUAUUGUUUACAAGCAGUGUGACGAAAAGAAACAGGCAACAAUGCGCAAAACUUGGGAGACAAGAUUACAGGGAUGUCAGCGCAACGUUGAGGUGUGGCACAGGAUGCUACGGCUGAGAGCCUUGGUCAUCUCACCAGCGGAGAACAUGCGCAUGUGGAUCAAGUUUGCCAAUCUUUGCCGCAAAUCUGGCCGCAUGGGACUGGCUGAGAAGUCCCUGAAACAGCUCAUUGGCACCGAUGCUCCGUUGGAGACAAUAAUUCCGUACUGGCCGGACAAUAGGAGCGAGAGGUCGGGCUCUACGCCGCCGCGGAACAUCCCUGCCCAAGUAACGUACGCUAUGCUCAAGUAUGAGUGGGAACUUGGCCAACAGCCGCUUGGAAGGCGACAGGGCAUUUCAGAGAGGACGCUGUAUUGCCUGCAGAGGUUUACAAACGAAACCGCGCACCGACUGGAUGUGGCCAAGGCUCACCUUGCUGCUCAGGCUGGCAGCACUGAUGGCAAUCUUCCAACGGACUAUGGAAUCCAGGGGCAGAUAGACCCGUCCCUGAUGAGCCCGCAGACUCAACGGGCCUUGUAUGACCAGACCGUUUUGCUGGCGAAAUGCUAUCUGCGCCAAGGAGAGUGGCUGAUUGCCUUGAAUAAGAAUGAUUGGCAGCAUAGCAAGGUACACGAAAUCCUGAAUUCGUAUUCCCAAGCAACCAAAUACAACCCGCGAUGGUAUAAAGCUUGGCACGCUUGGGCAUUGGCAAAUUUUGAAAUUGUCCAGACCUUGUCUGCCAGGAAUGAGAGCCAGCUAUCCAGAGCAGACCAAACGCUGCUUAUCGAGCACGUGGUCCCUGCCAUUCAGGGAUUCUUCAAGUCGAUUGCUCUCUCAGUCGGCAGCUCCCUCCAAGAUACGCUCCGUCUGCUAACUAUGUGGUUCUCGCACGGCGGCAGCGCCGAGGUCAAUGCAGCCGUCAUGGAAGGCAUUAGCAACGUCUCUGUGGACACUUGGCUGGAAGUCAUUCCACAGCUCAUUGCUCGAAUCAACCAGCCUAACAAGCGGGUGCAACAGGCUGUGCAUAACCUACUAGCCGACGUUGGCAGAGCCCAUCCUCAAGCGCUCGUAUAUCCCUUGACAGUGGCUAUGAAAUCAUGGAAGAAUACAAGGAGGUCGCGCUCCGCCGCGCAAAUAAUGGAUAGCAUGAGACAGCACAGUGCCAACCUGGUGGCUCAAGCCGACAUCGUCUCCCAUGAGCUUAUUCGCGUUGCAGUCCUCUGGCACGAGCUUUGGCACGAAGGACUCGAGGAAGCCUCGCGACUUUAUUUCGGUGACCACAAUAUUGAGGGCAUGUUCGGAUGUCUUGGCCCUCUGCACGAUCUUCUGGAGCGUGGACCCGAGACGUUGCGUGAGAUUUCAUUUGCGCAAGCCUUUGGACGCGACUUGAAGGAAGCACAUGAGUGGUGCCGCCAGUACGAAAGUUCCAAGGAUGUGAAUGACCUCAACCAGGCCUGGGAUCUCUAUUAUCAGGUGUUCCGGAGGGUCUCUAGGCAGCUGCCGCAGGUCACCAGCCUUGAGCUCACGUACUGCUCACCAAAGCUCCUCAACUGCAAGGACCUGGAUCUCGCAGUUCCCGGGACCUACAAGAGUGGCCAGCCAGUCGUCAGAAUAAUGUCAUUUGAUACCACUCUCAGUGUCAUCAAUUCUAAACAACGCCCACGAAAACUCAUACUCAGCGGCAGCGAUGGCGUGUCGUACGGUUUCCUCCUCAAAGGUCAUGAAGAUAUCAGGCAGGAUGAGCGAGUCAUGCAACUCUUUGGUCUCUGCAAUACUCUGCUGGCCAACGACUCUGAGUGUUCCAAACGACAUCUCAACAUUCAGCGUUAUCCUGCCAUUCCACUGUCGCAGAACUCGGGUCUUUUCGGUUGGCUGCCAAACACUGAUACUCUUCACAUCCUCAUUCGGGAGUAUCGUGAAAGCCGCAAGAUCCUUCUCAACAUUGAGCAUCGCAUCAUGCUGCAAAUGGCACCGGAUUAUGACAAUCUCACCUUGAUGCAGAAGGUAGAGGUAUUCGGCUAUGCGCUUGACAACACGACUGGCCAGGAUCUGUACCGCGUCCUGUGGUUGAAAUCUAAAUCGUCUGAAGCAUGGCUCGAACGGCGAACCAACUACACUCGUUCUUUGGGUGUCAUGUCGAUGGUCGGCUACAUUCUUGGCCUGGGUGACAGGCACCCUUCAAACCUCAUGCUUGAUCGUAUAACAGGCAAAAUCAUUCACAUCGAUUUCGGUGACUGUUUUGAGGUGGCGAUGAAGCGAGAAAAGUAUCCCGAGAAGGUUCCGUUCCGGUUGACUCGCAUGUUGACGUACGCCAUGGAAGUCAGCAAUAUCGAAGGAAGCUUCCGCAUCACAUGUGAGCAUGUUAUGCGGGUGUUGAGGGAGAAUAAAGAAAGCGUCUUGGCUGUCUUGGAAGCAUUCAUCCACGAUCCUCUCCUGACAUGGCGCUUGACAAGCACGGCUUCCCCUGCUGGACCCAAUUUCCAGUCUGAGCGCGAAGUAGCUCUCGCGGGCCCAACCGUAGGCCGUGCUCGCCGACAUUCCAUUUUGAACGCAGAUGUUGCGCCGUCUGAGCUUCUUGCUAAUGGAGAACCGUCGGGGCCACCUGCGUCUAGGGCAAGAGCGCGCACCAACAGCUCGGCGGCCCCCGAUGGUAAUGCCGUCAACGGCGCGCAGGAGACGGAGAGCCGAAAUGCCAGAGCGGUGGAGGUGCUGGACCGUGUGCAACAGAAGCUCACCGGCCGAGACUUUAAGAAUAACGAGGAGUUGGAUGUGAUCAGUCAGGUCAGCAAGCUGAUUGUUGAGGCUACGAAACUUGAGAACCUUUGUCAACACUACAUCGGCUGGUGUAGCUUCUGGUAA